GCUAGCCAACAGUCACCCUGGAGCAGUGAGUCAGUGAGGAAGAGGAUGUAAUCACCCUGCUGUCUUGUGAAGGAAUUGGAACGGUUCUCGAAUGGAUGCCCUUCCUAACCUCGGACGUUGAUCAAGAUUCGAAUCCUUGUACUUGAAAACCCCUUGGGCUCUGUGCGGGUUAUUUCUGUCCCAGGAUGGUUCAGAAGAGUAGAGUACCAAGGAGAGGUAUCAUAGGUUGUAACAUAGAAAUGAAAAGAGAAGGAAAGCGAAGGAAAAGUAGGAAGAAAAUGGAAUCUCAGGUGACCAGCUUACAAAUUAAGGAAGAUCUGAACAGCAAACUCGAAACACGAAGCGCUGAAGUCCCGAGUCCUUGCUUCGAAACCUGCGUGAAUAAGGGAUCAAAGAGGCGAUUCGGAACCACCAAUGAAGCUCCGAAGCCACGAGUCUUCAUCACGUGGUUGGGAUUCGGGAACUAGCCAGCGCACUCAAGGCAGACUGACGGCGAAGAGCGGUGGUCUUGGUGGCUGGGUCCUGUUGGCUGUCUGGUGGCCCUGCUGCUUGCGAGGGAUACGAAGGGUGACGUGAGUGGUGUGAGAAUCGGCAUCCUCCACGGAGACUGCUGCGCUGCACCUUGGACCUGGAAAGAGGGACACGCUUCUACGCAGACGGUCACAGGAGACGAUUAUGGCCACCAAUACGAUCAAAUAAGCGCAUCUCGUGCCCAAGAAAACACUAAGACUGAUGCACUUCAGACGUAAUCACGACGCCGCGAGUUAAGUCUUCCGGAAAUUUUCGUUACUGAAUUAAGUAUAUAUUCGUGUGUAUGUUCCGUUAUUGCACGAGAAAUAUUAAUAUGAGGCUUUAAUGAAUGGUGACAUGAUGUCCAUUUGGAUUUGAUACAGGUUUCCAAGUGUUCCAAAGUAGUGACACCAAGCCUUUUUGUUGUUUCCCUCAGGUGGCCAUGCCUCGUUGCGUGUCUUCAGGGUUCUCCCGCACUGCUGCUGUUGCUCGUCCUGCAAGGCUGCUUGCUUCACACACCCCCACACUCACACUUCCUACGUGUACCUAGCGUGUCAGACUGUGUGGCUUGCAGUGUUGCGAGUAACAAAGCUUCCCAGUGUACAAAGUUCAGAGAACUCCCUACCACAAUGACUUACUUGAUUUGAUUUUUUUUUUUUCUAGUGACUUUUGGUGUUGAAUUGCCAGUUGUUCUGUUUACGGACGCUCUUUACCUAAAGGUUGUGAUAAAAUAAGUAUGUUUUAAAUGCCGUUUUUUGGCAGAAUAAGGAAAACGUGUGUAUUACAGUUGACAAUAAACCUAACCUACCUUGCACGUAACCCACCUGCGAGACAAGACUUCCUAAUAAAGCUUGACCUACGAGAGAACUUGACCUUCGAGACUGAUAUUAAACUUUAAGAUCCCUUAGCCACGGAAGUGCGGAAGAUUACGGGGCUUCCUUGGCUAGACAGACUACGCAGUGAGGUAUUCCUACAGAGAUCAUCAUACAGGUGCGUUCCGUUCUCAUCCUGUCACUACUCCCACCACAAACCGUUCGUUAACCAUCACUACUGGAUUUAUUAUUGACAGCAUGUACAAUUUACUAUUACUCCCAACGCCUAUCUUUCCUCACUUUCCUUCUCAAGCUAUUUCAAGCACUUAACCUUGCCUCCUGAUCAUGGCCACAGCAACACACUUGCAAGCGUCAAAACAAUGAUUAGAUUAUCUAUCGGCUGAAAAAUCUUUCGACAUGCGCCCUUGCGGAGCCUAAGAAAACGUACCAGCCACCAUCACCCCUAACAUGUAAACACGGCGUGCGGUACAUAGCCGGAGAACAACUAAAUCUUUGGCUAUACGCACUUCCUCGGCCACGAAGAAAAUGGGGUAUGUGGAAUAGAAAACUAUAUUCAGUUUCACAUACUUGUUUUAGGUAAUUUUGUUUUCAUACGGUUUUCUUUCCCCCGCAGGGCAUAACACUUAUAAAUCUUAUAAACGGCAUUUUUUCCUGCUCGUUGCAGAGACAGCGAGCUAGCUUACGUAAAAGGACACUUAGUACACUUGUACUGAUAACGAAUUAUGUAGCCUGCGGUUAAUGUCCUGAGAUAUUUUUUUUUCCCCCGUCGGUAUCCAGUAAUGUUAAAUAUUGAAGUGAAAGGCUAAAUUACCACCGUCAUGUUAUCACCUCCAGACGCUAUUAGUACUUGAGGGAACAAUCGCUCCUAUCUGCUGCUAUCAAAACGCGCUGAUUGUGUUGCCCCGUGGCGCUCAUUGUGACAUCUAUUGGGAUACCAGUUCACAUUUUACGUCACUAUGCUGCUGAAGACUCAUGACCUUUAUACUACUACUGUUCACGUGCUACUUCCUACCAUUUCAUAACGGAGCAGCGUUUUCUAAAAAUCGGUGCUGAGCAUGUUUGGAUUGUGUUGGCAUUUGAUAUAAUUUUCGGUGAACGGUCUUUAUUUAGUGUUAGAAAUACUUUAUUUUAGAGAAGUACAAAAACUGGAAAAGUUACACGUAUAAAUUAUACUAGAUGAAGCACUAACAUCAUUACUGUUCUAAAAUACUCGUACAGCCGGAAGCUGUGACGUUAGACGAGAAUCCAACGCGUAUUGUACUGGCUGAAACAAGUAAAAACCAAGAUUUAUUGUAAUUGUAAUCACCUUAUUCACAAAACGUUCCCAAAUACCAAGUUUCAGGAGAAUCCAACGCGUGUUGUACUGGCUGAAAAUGAAGUAAAGACUAAGAUUUAUUGUCAUCACCUUAUUCACAAAACGUUCCCAAGACCAAGUUUCAGGAGAAGAACCCUACAGGUCUUGUACAGGAAAGGAAAAACACAGCAUUAUGGAAAUAAGCGCUAAUUUCUGGAGCCAUGUAAAAUUACAUUAUACAACCGAGAGGAAUUAAUCAAAUUAAUGAAUUAAAUUGGGUUUUAAACCCAACAACCGGAUGGCAACAUUAAUGUCAUUGAAAUAUCAUGCGAGACUAUAUAAAGCAAAACGCCACAACUUUGCCUAUUACGACAAACAUUUAUAUCCUUUAUUCAUCAUACGCACGUGAAAUCCGGUGACAGUGACGUUAAAGGUUCGCGGGUGAGAAUCCGACUCGAUCCGUCUGCACUGUUGAUAUUUUGUAAACAAACUCCACCUCCUGACCACUUCCCAAGGUCUUAUCUCGGCAAUUGGUCGCUCCUUUGACUCCUACACCACUUUUAAAGCCAUGGAUUUCUAGGUGACGACACAGCAGUUCUCACACAAGACCACUGCCAUGUCACUAGCCGGCCACCGCUCUCCUCUGGUAGGAGGGCCUGGCAGUUUGAAUACAGUGUCUGCAGACAUAUGGAUAGCCAACCAGCUCCCGGGAAUGCAGAUAAACGGCCGCAUGUCAGCAGUGCGGCGUUUCUUCUGCCUGUUCGUGACCUUUGACUUCCUCUUCACGGGCCUAUUUUGGGCUAUCUGCGUGCUAAUUAAAGAAGGAGGAAAGUAUAGUGCAUUAGUUGAGGAGAUCAUCCACUACAACAUACGUUCCUCUAUAUUUGACAUCGUGAUGGUUGCUGCCGUGCGGUUCACACUCCUGCUCCUUCUGUACGCUUUGCUCCACAUCAACCACUGGUGGAUGGUGGCAAUAACUACAGCAGGAAGCUGUGCAUUUUUCAUAUCCAAAAGCUUAAUGUAUGAGUGGCAAGGGAAAGAUGCAUCCAGUUAUCCAUUCGAGGUGACUCUGCUGCUGCUUUCCUUCCUCAUAUCAUGGAUAGAGGCCUGGUUUGUGGACUUCAGAGUCUUGCCUCAAGAAAACAGAGCCAAGAGUGUGCUUGAGGCGGCCAGUAAUUGUGACCACCAGGAGACUGACCCACUACUGCCUGGGCUGGACCGGGUGCGGGACUACCUCAGCGCCUACUCUGAGACUGUAGGUGACUUCUACUCCCCAAUGGAAUCUCCUCUCGCUUCUGAUGAUGAGGAGGAGUAUGGGGGACACACAGUCAAUAGAAGGAUGACUUCUGAAGAGAGAGAGCUUCAAAUCAGCGGAGUCGAGGCGCUGCAGAAGGCCUGGGAGACCAUCCACUCCCCAGGCUGGAAGCUGGAGAAGGAGAGUUCUCACGGAGACACCAUUUACACCAAGCUGGGCUCAAGUGGAACCAAAAUAUACAAGCUUACAGGUGUAAUUGACACAGAUUCCAAUACUUUGUUUAAUGAAAUUGUGCAUAAUAUUGAAAAUAUGCCAAGUUGGAACAAGGCUGUGACUGUGGGGAGAAUUAUUCAGAGUGUGGACAGCAGCACAGAUGUGGUGUACCAGCUGGCGGCGGAGGGGCCAGGUAGGGUGGUCACUGCAAGGGACUUUGUUAAUGUCCGCCACUGGAAGAAGAUUGGCAACUCAAUGGUGUGUGCAAACAUCUCGGUGGUUCACAAGGACGAGCCACCACAGAAGAGCAUCGUCAGAGGGGAAAAUGGGCCGUGCUGCUGGGUGUUUCAGCCUGCAGAGAACGCACCACGGAAAUGUUUCUUCCAGUGGCUGCUGGACACAGAUCUGAAGGGCUGGAUCCCCCAGUACGUGCUGGAGCAGGCCCUCACCUACGCCAUGACAGACUUCAUGAGUUGCCUGAGGAACUAUGCACCAACUCUCAAGACUCAGACCUCACAAAGAAAAGGACACAGAUAACUUUUAUCUCAUCAUCUCAAGUUGGUAAAAACAUGAACCAUAUCAGAUCAUACAAAAGCAAUAGUAUAUCCUGUCCCUGAACAUUUAAAUUCCAUUGUAUGUAUGUUGACAUUAUGCUAUUUAAUUUGAGCUUUCAUCUGUUUAGAACACAAGUCUUGUAACCCAUUCUGCUUUGAACAACAGUUAAAUUUUCACUUUGGUGUGUGGAGUAACUACCAAUGUUUUGUCCUCCCAGGACUUCGUUAAAUUGAAUCACUCGUAUCCCUGACAUAUCAGUGCUGUUAAUUUUUUAUAUACAACCUUUCCUGUAGUUCUUUUGUUCAUAAUCAUUCUUCUAAACAUUGGAUAAGUGUCUCCAUUUAAUAGCCUUCAGAGUAUUAUGAGAUAUUAAAUUUGUGUUGUGCUUUCAGAGCAUGAGAAUGAGAGCUGUGCAAAGGCCAGUUGAUUACCAAAUUAUGCUCUCCUUUCAUUCUAAAAAGUGAAGGACAUCCACAAAUUUUUUCUACAUAUUCAAGUGUAGUAAUGAGACAAGGGCUGGAUGGAAACAUUUGGUUCCUGAAAGUUGACAUUGAUAUGGAAGAACUUCAAAAAACAUGUACAAUGCUAGAAAACUUGGAUAAAAAAGAUAUUAUUUCUUCAUCCUUACCCUUUAACUUUUUCAUAAUAAUUUGUAAUUCACUUUAUCCACAAAGAUAUUAAUUAUAUCCAUCUUUAAGCUAAUGUUGGACUCAUCUCGCUCAUUAUUCUCAAGGAUCCAUUCCAACAUUAUUUCUUUCCAUACUCAUUCAGCUUAUCUGUUAAAGCAUUAAUGUUUUUCUGUGUUAUUGUCAUAAUAUUAUAAUCAAAGUAUAUUAUAGUGAUAUCAAGUGUAUUAUUCUGAGUAAUCUUACAAUUGUUUAAUCUUUGUUUCUUUUAAAAUUCAACUGAUUUUAAUAUACAUAUCACCCAGCUACAACUUUUGUGGUGUGGUGUAUAUUGUUUGUGGUCUUUUUAUACAAAAUGUAUAUAGAAAAAAACACACACACACACACACACACAGGUGGAAAGGAUUGCUGGCCAUUUACUCUUGUAGGGACUGUGAGGUCAGAGCUCCCUAACCUACUCGUACCUACUCUAGCUAUGGCCAGUAUUACACAGGAGCAUUUCUGGCCUUCCUGCAUAGUGAGUUCCUUUAAUAGUGACUUAGGAGAGAAACCUUCACCAUAGGAAAUUAUCUUUUGAUGACAAAUUUGCCACUACACUGGUUUUGACAAAUUUGUGAACAAUUAUUUGCUUAGACAAGAAUUUUUCCACCAAAAUCCAUGUUGAAGGAAUGCACUAAGAAGGAGCAACAGUUUAUGAAAGAAAUGCUUCCAGUGUAAUAAUUAUUUAAGUGGGCAGUCUUCUCUGUGAAAGGGGACUAGCUAAGUGUCUCCACCUGGUCAGGGAAGAGAAUCCAACCCUGGACCUCUUGGCUGUGAAACAAGUGUGCUAACCAAAAUGCCACCACACCACCUGCAACUGUAAAUAACUUGUCAUAUAAAUAAAUCAUAAUGCGAAUGUAUUAUUUGUAGAAAAGCAAGUGACUGCAAUGCUUGUCUCCUUGAAUCCGUAAGCUUAAGAAACAUUUGUAUAUAUUCCAUGAUCUUUCUCAUUUCCUUAAUUUUCUUGCAUGUCUGUGAUAUGAAUAUUAUUGCCUUACUUGUAAUACUAAGAUGCAACCUUUCUAGAACUGUUUCUAUUCGCCAUUCCUUCAUUACAUUUAAACCUUUAUGGGGACAGGUGACAUGCUGUGUAUAUACAAAUGUCCAGCCUCAGGUGGGCUUGCUCAUUAGGGAUGUACUCCUGCACCUUGCUAAUUUUCAUUCUGCUAGUUUAAAGUUUUACCCCAAAUGCUACCUUCAAAUCUUCAAAUGCCAGAUUGAUUUCUUUAAUCAAUGAUUUCGUGAUGCAAUCCUUUUUCUCAAAUCUUGAAUAUGAAUUACCUAUCACUUGUACGCAUCUGUCAGUAUGUCUUAUACGUGCAAAUGUGAUUCGUGUAUCCCACAGACAUUCAUGUUUUGUAUAUAUGUAAUGAUUACAUGUCAUUGUUUUAUAAUGGCUCUCUAACGAAGACAGACAAAGGUCUUCAUGAAAAAUUAAUGUAUUAAGUACUUGCGUAGUUUAACAGACAGCGAACAAGAAGCUGCUACAUAUCCUUGUCCACCCAAUGAACACUCCGCCCACCCAUCACUGUCUGCCAAACUUACCACAGCACUCAGUGAACCCUCCUUCCAUAUAUUUUCUAUCCCCUCUACGCUAAUCUCUUUCCUCAUAAUCUAUCUGUAUAGACAGGUAUAAAAAAAACUGGCUGGUAAUCUAGGUUGUGAUGCUUGUAGAAUGAAAGGUAGCAUACUUCUUGACAUUCAUAUAAUAGUUACAAACGAGUGAGGAUGCUGUAGUGCAGAACAUUGCAAUAAUAGCAAAGUGUGAAAGGGCACCAGUUACUUUUGUUAAUUUUGCAAUGUAUUGUGAAAGCUAUCAGAACUUUUACCAAACCAAACCAGUGAAAAUGCAUGUUCUUGGGAGACAACACCAGUUAGAUUUAAUUGGAGGUCUUUGUGGCAGUGCAACUCAGUGUUGCACCUUGACAAUAGGACUGGUUCCUCAGAAUGAAGCAAUGCAAUGUAAAUGUAUACUGUUGGGGAGGACAAAAGUUAUGUUAUUAGGGAUGGCGUAUUUCAGUGACAGCUUGACAAUAAGACUAGUUCCUCAGACUAUGCAUAUUUUUAAGUAGUACUGUUAUUGUGUGACUUUGUUGCUGUCAAAGAAAGACUGUCUAGUUUCUUAGCUAUAGAUGAGAUGCUUCACUCACUUCAUACUCAUUACUUUUGUCAAUGAGGCAGUCAUAACAAGCCAUAAAUCAAUAGUUACUUGUUAGAUUUUAUUCAGCUAUUAUACAUAUGUUCUACUCAAGAUAUACUAAGAGAAAGCUAUUCUUAUGGCUGGAGUUAGUAUUUUAAGCAGGAAUAUACUCACCAAAACUUAUAGGGAUCUGCCAUAAUAGAGACUUUACUGUAGCACUUAUUAUAUGAAUCAGUAAAACUUGAUUCAGUGGAAAUAUCACAGUUGAGAGUGUAAAGCUUGAAACUCUAAAACCCUUAUAUCACAAAAUUGUUGGUUUAGCACUAAGUUUAACACACACACACACACACACACACACACACUUGGGUUGUACUAUUCUCAUGAGGAACAUGUGAUAUGCUAACCCAAGUUUCGGGCAUUGAUUAAGAAAGGCAGGUCAUGAAUGGCUUGUGGCAUCUCAUUGCUAUGUUAUUUCUCUUGAAAUUUCUAAGGUUCCUCUUGCUGAUAUUUCUAGGUAUUUUUAAUCACCUUUAAGAAUAAGUUACACAAAGAGACAUGGUACAUGACUCUUGGCUUUGUGGCAGGUUGUAUGAUGUGUCUAGAUUAGGAAGACACUCCUCUCAAAUGUAUCACUUUUUAUUAUCGUUAUUAUUAUUAUUAUUAUUAUUAUUAUUAUUAUUAUUAUUAUUAUUAUUAUUUUACAUCAACAAUGGUUGAUUUAUCUCUUAAACAAGAAACUGCAACUUGAAUUUUGCUGUCAGAGCUUUUCAUAGUAAUAAUUUAACUAUUCAGUCUUCCUUUUCUGUUUUGCGUUUAUUCAUCAACCCAAAUAUUGUCCUAAGCAAUUAGUAGCACCAUUUCUGUUUAAACUCAAGGAAUGCUGAUGUUAGAUACAAUGUAGGAAAGAAAUAGGAGUGAAGGUUGUAUGAUACUUGAUAAAAUGAGAUGCAUUUGAGUGUUACAAUUCACAGGAGAGGACAUGGUUAAUGUUAUAGGUUGUGCAUUACAAGUCAGUUGUAUCCUGAACUCUGAGUGAUCUGUGGCUCUAGUACAGUGUGGUCCAUUACACAGAACCAUCUUCCACAUGACCAACAACUGUUUUGAGAGUGUGGGGCCGCCUCCUGUUUUGUGAGAAUGGUUUUUAGUUUGAUGUUGGAGGUUUCAGUCUAUGGAGAGUGUACAGCUGUCAUUCACAACACAUUCCAAGCCUGAAUGGUGAAACAAUUGCCUGACAGCUCACCAGUUGUACUUUACACUGAGAGAUGUCCAAUUCACCACGAAAGGAAACCACAUGAUUGGUGUAAGCACCAGGCACAGAAUUUUAUGAUGUUAAAGAUAUGCAUUACCAUGUGCUGACCAAUAGCAAUUCGGCCUAAUUACACUUUGGAUAUGAAUGAAAUAUCACUACAGCAGUAAUAUCAUACAAUUCCAUAUUUUUCAUUAUUUUAUCCAGCUUAAUCCAAAGUAAGAGACAGGCUGUACUCAUUCACUGAGCUGCAUUUUUCCUAAGGUUGUAUUUUGGAUGUCCCUUCAUUACUCAAUUAUUCAAGCCUAUAUUGUGCCAUUUUUGUUACUGAAUCUUUAAGGGUAUUGUGUGUUGUACAAAACACUUCUAGAUGUAAAUAACAUGUAUGUAAUAACUUGAGUGAUGAACAAGUGUAUAUUUUCUACUACGAAAGCUUUAUUUAGUUCUCUGGGCAUCUUUUUGUGUGCAUACGUUAACAAUCAUCCUGUAGUGAGCUAUGCAUUACCUUUGUUUAGUUUGUUGUUUUACUGGUAUCAGUUGGACAUAGUGAUGCCACAACCUGCCAUAUGCAGUGAGGGGAGAUGCUCAGCUGUGAUCAGUAGUUUACUGAUCUGCCACACUUGCUCUGCAUUCAGUGUUUUCCCCGAGUCACAGUCCUUAUGUCUAUUAUAAUCUGUCAAUGGGCAGGUUUUGUGUGAAGACUCAGCUUUUGAGAAGACUUAAGAAUGAGAGGAAAUGAAGCAUGACAGAUUAAUCAAUUUCUGCAUCUGUCUCAACCUCAGGUAAAGGUAUUUUUCAUAUUUACAGCAAUGUACUGUUUGAUUUACGAUACCAAAGUAUUACUGGGUGAGCGGUGAGGAGCUUGACCUGAUCUGUGGUGGUGGAAUACUCCAGAGCCUUCAUGUAUAUACCUUUGUUAUUAAAACAGGAAAGUGCUAAUUA
Scylla paramamosain (green mud crab) is the source of this 9653-nucleotide messenger RNA. RefSeq names its product stAR-related lipid transfer protein 3-like (gene Start1). Bases 3254 to 4642 code for a protein of 462 amino acids. Gene Ontology annotation, cellular component: endoplasmic reticulum-endosome membrane contact site; late endosome membrane; endoplasmic reticulum membrane. Gene Ontology annotation, molecular function: lipid binding. The transcript is spliced from 17 exons. The record is from RefSeq and is a predicted model, not a curated record. NCBI's taxonomy places the organism in Eukaryota, Metazoa, Arthropoda, Malacostraca, Decapoda, Portunidae.